Messenger RNA from Erinaceus europaeus (western European hedgehog), 1912 nucleotides. It is a transcript of the gene TM4SF19, whose product is annotated as transmembrane 4 L six family member 19. Gene Ontology annotation, cellular component: membrane. Bases 186 to 800 code for a protein of 204 amino acids. Lineage: Eukaryota; Metazoa; Chordata; Mammalia; Eulipotyphla; Erinaceidae. The record is from RefSeq and is a predicted model, not a curated record. The transcript has 6 exons.
ACCCUUGAAUGGGCCCGUGGGCGGUGGUGUAGACACACGCCCCGGGAGAUCCUCAUAUAGACGGGUCUGUCUGGUCUCGUCAAGAGAGUGAAGAGGAGCCUCGGUCUGAAGAGCAGAGCCCUGCCGCCUCUCCCCUCCCUGGCCUUCAGCGGCUCCAGGACCCGCUCCAGCCGCCCGGCGCCGCGAUGCCCUGCUCACAGACCUGCUCCCGCAUCCUGGGUCUGGGCCUGGGCACAACAGCCUUGUUCGCCGCCGGGGCCAACGUGCUGCUGCUGUUCCCUAACUGGGAGGUGAGCUACCUGCUGCGGGGCCUCGUUGGCAGACACGCCUUGCUGGGCUCCGGACUCUGGGGCGGAGGCCUCAUGGUUCUGGCGGGAGCGACCCUCGUCUCCCUGAUGGGCUGGAGGCGCGGCUGCCUCAGUAAGAGCGGGCCCUGCCGCACGGUGCUUGUGGCUCUGGUGUCCAGCGGCCUGGCUCUGCUGGGGGCUGUGAGCUGUUUCAUCACUGCCGGGAUGGCCCUGAAGGACGGGCCUUUCUGCAUGUUUGAUGUCUCCUCCUUCAACCAGACUCGAGCCUGGAAGUAUGGCUACCCGUUCAGGGACCUGCACGGCAGGAACUAUCUGUACGACCGCUCGCUCUGGACGUCCGUCUGCCUGGAGCCCGCGCGAGCUGUCUUGUGGCACGUGGCCCUCUUCUCCUGCCUUCUGUGUGCCAGUCUCGUGCAGGCGCUGCUGGUGGCCCUUCACCUCGUCAACAGCUUCCUGGGCCUUCUCUGCGGCCUCUGUGGGCGCUUGCCGUAGCUGAUGCCACAGGCCAAGGGCAGCCACCCGCGCUGGCUUAUGAACUCGCUUCCUCCCAGAGCUUCCUACGUGGUGACAACACUCACUCCCGCUGCUUGCCGCCAGACAGACCCCACCUCAACUCACUGCUGACCUCAAGAUCCUAUGUUAGCUCUGCAGAGACGCUCAUGCCCAAAGCUCUCAAGUCCCAGGUUCAAUCCCCUGCACCAACAUCACCCAGAGCUGAGCAGGGCUCUGGGAAAGGAAGGAAGGAAGCAGGAAGGACCACGUAAUAGUCCACCCGGCGCCACGGGAAGCUUGAGAGGGAAAGGAGGCCUUCAGUUACAUCUGAGCCGACUCUUGACAGAACCGGCCCGAGAGGAGAGGAGCAGCAGCUAAGACCGGGACGCCACCAGCGUGUCGAGGACAGAGAAGUGGGUAAACCUGUGGCAGACACUCAGCGGAAAACCACAGCCGCUAGGAAAGGGGCGGCUUUGCCUCUUGUUCACCACAGUGGGACGCAGGGGAUCACGCCAAGCGGCCCCAGCAAGGACGCGGCAGCUACCAGAUGACCUCACUCAUAGGUGAGAUUUUAGGAAGCAAGCGAGGGAAGUACAGGUGACAUGUCAGUGGGCGAUGAUCCAUUCCAGCAGCGACAAGGAUUCAAAAGGAAGGCGCCGGUGGAGGGAGCCAUUUGGCAGGGAUGGAGGCGGCUAUGCUGGCGCCCGUUUGCAGGGAGGUGGUGGGACUGUUCCCCCGUGACGUCUUGUGAAAGGCACUUUCCUCAAUAAAACUAAACACGACAGUAAAUGAGUGCGAAUCCUUAAACGUGCUUCUUGCUGAAUGGUGACCAUUUGUGCCAGCAGGAUAGCAGGGCCGGGAAGAGCUCCCUUGGGUGGCACUGCUGCGCCUGCGGUGCCAUGUGCGGGCCAGCUUGGAGCGGGCGGCUCCCCUUCCUCUCCCUCCAGCCCACUGCAGUCCAGAGGAGGACGCCUCAGAGGGCCGGGUCCCAGCACUCACAGGCAUGCAGACCAGGGAGGGCGUGGAAUCCAGCGCCACAGCUAUUUCUCUCUUUUAAUAAAGUUUAUUAGUGGUUUCCACGAGGGUGAGAUCACAGGGGACGAUUCCCACCA